AAGGAACUCUAGAUCUCUGUUGCUAGAUUGCGUCAGCGUCAGCUUUCAGCUUCGCGAGGCUAUAGGACUCGAUGUUACAUUUAGUCAUUGUCCUUUCGAUUAAUUCGGUAUAUCCCUCAUUUCAGGCGAACUUCCUUCCUUAAUUGGCGUAUAUCUGCACUCUGUAUGGGCAUAUACAUGGGACCUCUUAAACGGGCGUGAUUUUAUAGCCCCCGCCAUUUAGAUUGUACAUAGGCUAUAGAUCUUGGGUAUGAAUUGCCUUGCGGCAUGGCCUUGUCCUUGGUGCGCGACUCCGCAGUCCUUACUAAGGACACGCCGAUAUAUCCGAGUAUAUCUCAGCCUACCGAAGUAUGAAUAAUCUUAUAAUAAAGUCAAGUAUAGUUCCCAUGAGUAAGUCGACUCCCUAUCAUAUUAUAAAAUAACCGAUUCAUUAUGAUCGCUAUAUAUUAUGGUCGACCAGGCCCAAGAGCCUUUCUCUCAUCAUUGUCUACGGACGCCCAUCGUUUGGCGACACGGCUAUCCGAAGAAGUACAGAAAAGUUGCAAGAACGCCUACCGGUUUAUAUCAACACAGUUAACUACGUAUUACCAAAGAGUCAAGUCGCAUAUCAAAUCUGUUGAAUGGGAGAAAUGGAUACGAAGGUGCUGUUGGGUAGCCUCCAUACUCUGGACCGUGUCGAUACUGGGCCUCUUUGCAUUUCUUGGCCUAUAUGGUGCUCUAUCAUAUAGGUUUGAGAGUGAAGAUUCGGCAUGCCGAUCUGACGAUACCUUUAAUCCUAUCAUAUCCGAGUAUAAUGCUUGGGCGAUGUCAGGAUUCUUCAAGAUAAAUCUAGGUUUCGGAAACCUAACAUUUACGGAGGCAAAGGUGGUCGAUAUAUUUUGGGACAUAAUAAUUGGCCGUGGAUUGCAAGCAUCCAUGGCCUUCAUGUCAUGGCACGUUUUUACCAUAUACGUAACGACAUUGAUGGAGUUUACGCCCGUCACUUACGCAGUAUUUUUCACUGUUUUUCUCCAGAAUGAGCCUACACUUUAUUCAACAUUCAGUAUCGUACGAGCCUUUAUCUCACAACGUCGCCUGAGAUCCCGAAUUGCCAUGGUCUUUAUGAUAUGGAGUAUGUCAUUCCUUAUGGUAUGGCCGACAAUUGUUGGUGCAAUGACUGGUUAUACGACAGUCAUAGAAGCGCUCGUCUUAGAUUACAAGGGUCAUUACAUUCCUUUCAAAGAAUUUCAACCCAUUGCAUAUGUCAUCCAUGAUGGCUGGAGAGUCAAUCUUACAGCAAACUAUAUCGUGUCUCUCUAUGGUUCCGGCAAAACUGCUGAGAAGGAACCUAUUGUCAAUUUUUUGCAUAACUCUUUCUGUGGCGCAUGCGUAUUUGGUACCAUAUCAGAUUCAGGGGUCGAUUGCUCUAUACAGGAAGAAGCAUCCAAUUACGUGUCCAAGUAUGGAUUCUUCGGUCUUAAUCAUACGGCGUCCACAUUUGGAAGAAUAGAGAUACCAAGUCCAGUUUUAAACAUAUCCGCCUUUUAUAUUAACCCUGUUGGGGAAUUCUACGGAUCCUCACAGUUCGGAAAUCUAUCGAAUGCCGCCUUUGUUUAUUCUAAUCAAACAUAUCCCCUCACCUACGUGAUAGAAAACGGAAGCUGCCAACCAACAGUGAAUCGCCUCAAAUGGGGAUUUUCAUUUAUACAAGUAUUUUUCGCCCUCCUAUUUUUGACCGUUUGGACGAUUGGAACAAGCAUAUUAUGGCAUGAAGCUCGGUCAAACUUGUGUCUCCUAAGCCAAGCAGUUGUGCCCAAAGGUUGGCGGCCUAUACUUAUAUUAGCUGAAAAUAUGAAAAAGGAAAUGGGUAGGGCUGGGCUGGAUGCUUGUUCUUUGACAGGCCAAGAACUCGAGGAUGAGAUCAAAACAAGGCUCAAAGGAGGGUCUGUCACUCUUAGAUGAAGUAUUAACCUUGAGAACAUUAAAUGUAUAAAUUUUACAUUGAAUGUGUGAUAUACUGGGUUCAGUGGUGUCAUUCCUCGUGAACACGUUAUCACAGAUGUUCCCUAC
Annulohypoxylon maeteangense is the source of this 2049-nucleotide messenger RNA. RefSeq lists its product as uncharacterized. NCBI's taxonomy places the organism in Eukaryota, Fungi, Ascomycota, Sordariomycetes, Xylariales, Hypoxylaceae. The record is from RefSeq and is a predicted model, not a curated record. The transcript is spliced from 5 exons. Bases 433 to 1941 code for a protein of 502 amino acids.